Messenger RNA from Melopsittacus undulatus (budgerigar), 527 nucleotides. It is a transcript of the gene NDUFA11, whose product is annotated as NADH:ubiquinone oxidoreductase subunit A11. The record is from RefSeq and is a predicted model, not a curated record. Gene Ontology annotation, biological process: mitochondrial respiratory chain complex I assembly. NCBI's taxonomy places the organism in Eukaryota, Metazoa, Chordata, Aves, Psittaciformes, Psittaculidae. Bases 41 to 451 code for a protein of 136 amino acids. The transcript is spliced from 4 exons.
GCGAGAGCUCGCGGCGCCGCUGCCGUGCCCUUGCGGCGCCAUGGCCGGGUACUGGGACGGGCCCGAGGGCGAGCAGUGCCCGCGCCGCACCUGGCUCACCACGAGGGUGGGAGCCGCCGCCGGCUUGAUCGGCGCCGCGUACCGCGUCAUCCUGCUGCAGCCCGGCACGGCUCUGGCCGCCGUGCAGAUGGCGGCGGUGGACACGGUCACUAUGGCCACGCUGGGGGCUGUGUUCGGUGUGACCACCUGCCUCAGUGCCGAGAUCCGCGAGAAGCCAGAGGAUCCCCUCAACUACUUCAUAGGAGGCUGUGCCUCGGGAGCUCUCAUUGGGGCAAGAACUCACAAUUACUUCACUGGUACCAUGUCCUGUUUGGGGUUUGGGAUCACUGCUGCCCUCAUUAAGAUCGGUAACAAGGAGGGCUGGAGACUGGCGGGACCUCCCAAGCUGUGACUGCAGCCUUGCCCUGCAAGCUGUCCUGGGAAUGCUCUGUGGAAUAAAGAUGCUGGCAAAUCAACAGCUGAAAUCA